AUGAGACUUGAGAACAAUGGAGUAACUUCCAACUCUCAGUCGUCAAAUGCGCCCGGAGUUGCCAGUAACAAUGGACUCGUCGGCAGCAAUGGAGCACUCAAGCCGGCUGCAUCGGAGAUCCACAGCAAUGGCUCUGCUGUGAGGAAUGGGAUGGCGGGAAAGCUGGACAGCGCGGGGAUGGCGUGUAGGGCGGCUCCGAUGCGGAGCGACUACUUUGGACACGACCGGGAGGAGGUCACCAGAAUUUUGAUUCAGGCGUUGGGGGAUCUAGGCUACGCUAAGGCAGCGAUCACGCUAGAAGACGAGAGCGAGUACACGCUGGAAAGUCCGUACGUAUCGAGCUUCCGCCAUGCUGUGCUCAAAGGAGACUGGAACAACGCGGAAAAGCUGCUGGAAGGGAUGGAGAUCCACCAGGAUGCUGACACCAAUGCCCUACUGUUCUACCUUCGACAGCAAAAGUUUCUGGAGCUCUUGGAGAUGAGAGAUGUCUCGAAUGCGUUAUAUGUAUUACGCACCGAACUCACACCACUCGGCCACAGUAGCGAGAGGGUGCACUUCCUGUCGAGUUUAAUGAUGUGCUUAACAGCCGACGAUGUCAAACAACAAGCGAACUGGGACGGUGCUCUUGGGAUAUCACGUCAACACCUCUUAUCCGAACUGUCAAAGUUUAUAUCGCCGGCAAUAAUGAUUCCUGAACACCGAUUGGCAUCAUUAUUGCAGCAGGUCAAGAAAACGCAGAUAGCAAACUGCUUGUACCACAACACGUCGAACCCGCCGUCGCUAUACUCAGAUCACACCUGCGACCGGAAUCAAUUUCCGUUACUGACGAUACAAACACUUUCCGAUCACACGGACGAAGUUUACUGUGUCAAAUUUUCGCAUGAUGGAACAAAAAUGGCUUCGGCAAGCAAAGAUAAGACUAUCAUCAUCUGGGACGUCAAGAGCUUUAUGCCGCUGUGCGUUUUGGAGGGACACACCAAGGACGUGACAUACGUAGAAUGGUCGCCAGCCGACACUCGACUGGUCAGUUGUUCUCGAGACAAGACUGCAAGGCUGUGGGACAUAACGGAAGGAAUCUGCAUCAAAACCAUGUCGGAAUUCACAGAACCCGUCUCUUCGGUAACAUGGGCGCCUGAUGGCCAAACAUUCAUCACGGGGGGCAUGGACGAGUACAUGAUCUCAUGGGAUGCCCAAGGAGAGAGACUCUACCGAGCAUCCGCGCCACGAACCUACGACCUUGAGAUCACCGCCGAUGGUUCGAAGAUUGUUACAGUGUGUAUCAAUGACCAGCUACACGUGUACGACUUCCACAAUUGGAAGAAUCAGCGUAGCUACAGUUUAGGGAGUCGGCUCACUGGGCUCGAGACGACAAAGGACUCACGAUAUGCCAUUGUGAAUACGGCCGCACGAGAGGUCAUACUGGUGGAUCUGGAGAAUGGCAGGGUGAUACAGAGAUAUAGCGGACAGGUGCAGGAUCAAUGGGUCAUUCGAGGCUGUCUAGGCGGCGCCAAUGAGAAUUUUGUGCUCUCGGGCAGCGAAGACUCCAAUAUCUACGUGUGGCAUAAGCAGAACGGCCAGCUGGUGGAGAAGUUGGCGGGUCACACUGGCACAGUCAACUGUGUUGCAUGGAAUCCGUCCAAUGCCCAGAUGUUUGCCUCCGCGGGAGAUGACCGGACGAUACGGAUGUAA
This is a messenger RNA of Tricharina praecox, 1689 nucleotides long. RefSeq names its product WD40-repeat-containing domain protein. Gene Ontology annotation, cellular component: GID complex. The record is from RefSeq and is a predicted model, not a curated record. The transcript is spliced from 7 exons. Gene Ontology annotation, biological process: proteasome-mediated ubiquitin-dependent protein catabolic process. Gene Ontology annotation, molecular function: protein binding. The coding region runs from base 1 to 1689 and encodes 562 amino acids. NCBI's taxonomy places the organism in Eukaryota, Fungi, Ascomycota, Pezizomycetes, Pezizales, Pyronemataceae.